Linum trigynum is the source of this 6899-nucleotide messenger RNA. NCBI's taxonomy places the organism in Eukaryota, Viridiplantae, Streptophyta, Magnoliopsida, Malpighiales, Linaceae. The record is from the annotation of a GenBank genome assembly.
CCCAUGAAGUUUAGGCUGUUAUAAACGCACUGCUACGGAUCGGGAAAUCGUCGGAAUCGAUAAAGCAAGAAUACGAAAGCGAGAAUCGAAAAACACAGACACACGAUUUACGUGGUUCACUAACACGAUGUGUGUUAGCUACGUCCACGGGCGAGAGAGAGCCAGUUUCACUAUAUCGAGAAGAUUACAGAUUACAGAGGAGUAUGAGAAGUAUUUAUAGUACUUCUCCACGUGGGUCUAAACCUAAUCCAAUCUGGGAAAGGAAACGGUUACAGCGAGACCCCCGAUUACCAGUCGUAGCGGCUGAUAGUCCGAUUCAAGUCACAUCAACAUAGGCCCGCACGGCCAUAAAUUAUUCGUGCUCGUAUCGGGCUGGCCCAUUUAUUUUGUGCCCGUGCUCGUGCUUUGUUAUAACCGUACCGUGACGUGCUAGCCUAUAGGCGGCCCGAUCCGGUGCCACGUACAAUCUAACCCAAAAAGAAAGAAAGCGCCAUUACCUAAAUUACUAAAUUAGGCUCGAAGAGAGUGGAAGUGUGGGCACGUUAGGAUAUGUUAGGAUUAAUUAAUUAAUGGGGGAUUAAUUAUUGAAUGAUUUGUUUUUUCAUUAGUCAGGAAAUAAUCAGGAUUCAGUUCAGAUCUAGGAUUGGAUAAAAACGGAAAGGACCAAACAGCUUCGUCGGAUAAGCGCGUGACAGGCCGGAAAAAAACAAAGAAGAGAACAAGGAGGGUAACUUUGGGCCAACGAUGUCACGGAGAUGCUAACUGGGCCUGGACCCUUUGAGCGAAGGGAACAAACAAUUUUCCUUGAAGGGAAAAUUGGUACCCUAUUGCAGGAGAUAUUUUUACUCUUGGAUGGGAUGGAUGUGGUUGAUAUUCAGUUCAUUGGUAGAAUUCGUAACAGAGCGGCUCAUUGUGUAGCCCGUUAUGCUCUGCUUUUGUCGCCUCAAUUGUUUGCGAGGUUCGACUUCUGUUCUUGGCUUCGUUUUAGGGGAAUAUAACCCCUUUAGUCCCCAUGUAUCUAAACGAUUUUCUCUUCUGAAGAGUAAUCUAAUGGAAAAAAAAAAUUUCCUUGAAGGGUGACAUGGUGAUGGAUGGUAGUCCAGAUUCCAGUGACCAGCGGGGAGGUGUCUUUGCACCUCGGAUAGAAUCCACGUCUAAGGUAUCCUUUGCUUUGUCAACCCGUGGGUUGACCCGCGGGUCGACCCACUUUGACCCUGGCCCGGUGAGAAAAACAGGCCAUACGCACCCGUCGGGCCGACCGCUACAAGGUACUGGGUUGGAGGUCAAAUUGUGUCAUUUUUUUCUUUGGUUUGCAAAAUGCGCCUAUUUUCUGAUUUUUCUUUUCGUCUAACUCAAUCUUUGAAAUCCUAAGUUGAACAUUUGAAUAUUAAUGUUAUAUAAGUGUGUGUGAAUUUUCACUAUAUGUUGGAUCUAAGUACGAUAUGUUAUUUUGGUGUAAUAUUAUAUGUUAUAAGUCAUAUGUUAGAUAAGAUUUGAUAUAAUUUAUGAGGAUAAGUACAAUAUAAUGACUUUUUCUAUAUUUCCGGGCCGAACCGGGCUAAAACGGUUGACCCAUUAACCCUUGACCCACUAGCUCGACCGGGUCCGGGUCAACCCGCGGGUUGACAACCUUGCUUGUGAUUGUUUGAUUAUUUUAGGUGACAUUGUUAGAAUGAUUGUAUUAUUUAUGAUUAGGAAUGACAAUGUGGUAGAUCGGACGUGUAUAUUAAUACUCAUAUUUACCUCGUGAUAAGUUGGGUUCAUAUUUGAUAAGUUAUUAUAGGGCGCGGGUCAGGACAGGUGGAUCAAUAUGCGCAUGUGAUUUAAAGGGAAAACAUUAGAAAUAUUCAUUCUUUUCAUUAGAAAGUCAAGAAACAAACUAUUACAUGAUAAAUGUAGUUAACUAAUUCAAUAGAUUGAGAGUUUCAUCUAUUUACAACUUCAGUACAGCUAAAAUAUGAGACAAUCAGAGUAAAAUGCUAAAUAAUUUAAGAAAAUUACAUAUAAUUUAGAGGAAAAAACGAGUUGAGAAUAGUACGCAUUCCCAAUCCGCUUACGAUGCGGAUAUUACCGCCCAAUUCUAAACAAUGACAAAUUCACAAAAUACUUCGGGGUCGUUUGGAUGGAUCAAUUUAGAAAUGAGUCAAUUUGAUCAAUUGUCUCGUUUUAUAAACGAGUCAAUUCGAAUUAUCUACCCCGCCCCAGGUAAUUGAAAUUGACUCAAAACGGAUCAAUUCAAAAUACCUCAGGCAGAUUGAUCCAUCCAAAUUUUUUGCUGGCAAACGAGACAAUUUGAUACAAUUGUCUCAAAACGAAACAUUUGUGUCAAAUUAAUCCGUUACAAUUCCUUGUCCAAACGAACUCUCGAUUUAACAAUCCGACACCACAUCUAUUUUGCUAAGAAUGUAUUGUGGUCGAGAGUUGUUGCAGAAGAUGUUUGUAGCUACUAGCUAUGGUGGCCCAGCCGCCCAGGCGGCCUCCUCAGUUUGUUUGCCAAUCAAUCGAGAGCGAGGGACGUCGCAAUCUUGGAAAAGUCUAAGGAGACAUGGCCGGCGGCGAUAAUCCAACGACCACAGAUAAGGAAGGAAGAACAGGGUCCAAUCCAUCCAUGAGUUAACCACGAUUCCAUUCUAUCAUUCUUACCAUCAUCAUCAACUCUUUAUCUUCCAUUCCCAAAUUCCAAUGGAGAAAUCGAACUCCAAUGGCGGCGCCCUUUGCCAUCAUCUCCUCGUCAUCUUCCUCCUCUGCUUCAGCUCAUCCUCCUCCUCAGCCGCUGAGACCCAAUUCUUCGUCAACUGUGGGUCAACGACCGCAGUCAAUGCUGAUGACGGCAGAGUCUUCGCCGCCGACCAACCUCCCGAAAUUUUCAAGCUCGACGGCGGUAGCCAAAUACUAUCAGAUCCAGCAAAUGCUACGGCUUCUUCUCUGUACAAAACAGCGAGAGAAUUCACGAGACGGAGCGGGUACGAUUUCCCCGUCCCUGAAAACACCUCCUUCCUCCUCCUCCGGCUCCAUUUCGCCGCCUUCAACCCCCGCCUCUCCGCCGCCCGAUUCGACGUCCACGCUUCCAAUUUCAUCCUCCUCAGCAACUUCACCGCCGCCAACUCCACCGCCGGUGCCCCGCUCAUCUCCGAGUUCUACCUCCCCGCUGCUUCCCGCAAUCGACUCAGAAUCCGCUUCAUCCCCUCCUCCGAUUCGUUGGCCUUCGUCAGCGCCAUCGAGCUCCUUCCCCUCUCAUCCAGCUUCUUCGCCGACAAUCGGAGCGCGGCGGUCCCUCCCGGCGGGGGCAGCCGCCCUGCUGAUGGGUUCUUCGGGUUCCCAUCCAGCGCUCUCCGCACCGUUCACAGGGUCGACAUCGGAGGAGGAGGUCGCGGUGGAGAAAUCCCCAACGACUCGCUCUUCCGGCCAUGGGGGCCGGACGAGGAAUUCUACGCGACCCCUUCCCUCGGCAACGAGAGCGACACCGCCACCAUUCCUUCCAGCGCCGCCGACGGGAUUCGAGAUCUCGCCGCCUCGGAACCCGCACUGGGAAGUUGCAGGUACGAGAGGGUCGCCAACGGCGGGGAGAGGCCGGCGAACCUAACCUGGAGAUUCCAAGUGAAGAAGAACACCAGACAAUUUCUCCGCCUCUACUUCCUAAACUGCGUCAACGACGCCGCCAUCAGAGAUUUCAAUCUCUACAUCAACACCAAUUUCCCAGCCACGGUUGAUACCUUUCUCUAUAUAGGAGAAUUCGUGGCGGAUUCCGAUGAAUCUGGGUUCUUCGAAAUCAGCAUCAGCCCUUCCCCGGCCGUCGAGAAUGGAGUCGCCACAGCCGCCUAUCUCAACGCUCUCGAAAUCAUGGAGUUUCUCCCCAAAACACCAGCCAACGAAACGGACGACGGAGGAAACCACUCUAAUCAUCACCGAAGGAAUAUCGCCAUCUGGCUGUCCGCCGCCGCCGCCGCCGCUGCGGUGGUUUUGAUUUCGGUAAUCGCGUUCCUAUUGAAGAGGAACAAGAAGAACAACAACAAGGGUACCAAUUCCGUAAAGAAUUCAGCCACCGGGGAGAAGAAAUCUCACAGCUGGAUUACCGUCCACACGGAUAACACCACCACCCAGGGCUCCCCUCUGCCGGAGCUGAAUCUCAAGCUCAAGAUGCCAUUGUCGGAAAUCCUCGCCGUGACGGAGAAUUUCAACCCGAAACUUCUAAUCGGAGCCGGCGGGUUCGGGAAAGUAUACGAAGGCAAGCUCGCAAACGGAGUGACAGUCGCGGUGAAGAGAAGCGAAUCGGGUCACGGGCAAGGCCGACCCGAAUUUCAAACAGAGGUUUUAGUCCUCUCCAAGAUCCGCCACCGCCACCUCGUCUCCUUAAUCGGGUACUGCGACGACGGCGCCGAGAUGAUCCUCGUCUACGAGUUCAUGAAAAACGGAACCCUCAGAGACCAUCUCUACAGAUCCGACGAUGAUGAUUCCAGUUCUUCUCCUCCCUCCUCCGUGGCUUCCACCACCACGCUGAAUUGGAAGCAGAGGCUCGAGAUCUGCAUCGGGUCGGCCAAAGGCCUGCACUACCUUCACACCGGAUCCGACGGGGGGAUUAUUCACAGGGACGUCAAGUCGACGAACAUCCUGCUCGACGAGAAUUUCGUCGCGAAGGUGGCCGAUUUCGGGCUCUCUCAGGCGGGUCUACCCGACCCGGACCACCACAGCAUGGCGCUGAAAGGGAGCUUCGGGUACCUCGACCCGGAAUUCUUCCGGACGUUUCAGCUGACCGAUAAAUCGGACGUUUACUCUUUUGGGGUUGUCUUGCUGGAGGUGGUCUGCGCGAGGCCGGCGAUUGUGAGCUCGACGGCGGCAAGGAGGGAGGAAAUCAAUUUGGCGGAGUGGGGGAUGGCGUGGCAGAAGAAGGGCGAGAUUGAGAAGAUCGUGGACCCUUCGAUUUUGGGGGAAGUGAACCCGAGCUCGCUGCGGAAGUUCGCUGAAGUCGCCGAGAAAUGUUUGAGGCCCGACGGGGUCGAUCGGCCGACGAUGCUGGAUGUUUGCUGGGAUCUGGAGUAUGCGCUGCAGUUGCAGCAGGGUACUCCGGCGCGUAGAGAGCCGUCGGAGGAUAGUAUGAUGGAUGAUGCUUCGUCGAACAUUUUGAGGCCGAUUGUUAGUGGUUUCCGGGAUACUAGCUUCAUCGUCGGUGAGGAAGACGACGACGACGAUGAUGAUGAUGAGAUGUCGGCUGGAGAUGAUUCUGCCGGCGAUGUGGAUGCGACGGCGACGGAUAGUGGUAGCGUGUUUUCACUACAUAGGGUUGAUGGUGCUAGGUGAGCUGGCGGUGCGUUGGGCCUAAAUAAUUACGGGAGUUUUUGCUGGGCCUGGAUCCAACGUAAGAAUGGAUUAUUUCUUUUUCUUGGAGUGGUUGGCCCAAUAGUGGUAGGCUCAGUAAGCCCCUUGCGCCAUCUUGGCCAAAAAAUAGAGUAAGAAUGAAUCUCUCAUGAUUCUCAUGAUGAAUGUAUUUUGGAAACCUUUCUAAAAUAAAAAAGCACAUCAUGAAAUUUAAUUUAUGUUUUUACACUCACGUUGGAUCUACUUUAGAUGAAUUUCUGACUAUACCACUUGUAAAAUUAUCGGACUUUUGAGACUUGAAUGGUUAAUAACAAGGUUUGGUGCUUUGGUUUGUAUUUCUCUUGAAAAAAAAAAAACUAAAGGAGUUAGUAAGGUCUGUUAUCAAGCUAUAGUCCCUUAAGUAAUAAGGGUGGGUAUGAUUUUGUUCGAAUUAGGACCACUUCAAAAUUGUACAUAAAUUUGAACUAAACGUUAAGAAAACUGUAUGAGUUAGAAUUCGAUGAGAGACACCAUACUAUAUGGAUAGCUACUUUGAAUUUCGAUGAAUAAUAGUUUAUUCUUCUAUUUAAGUAGUAAUUUCAGUGAAAGCAAAUGAAACAAAAUAACUAUUAUAACAUUCAUCAAAACAUUGAUCAACAUGUUCUGCUUCGUUCUAGUUACUGGUACAACACGACUCCAUCUAAUGUAGAACCUGUCUGCCAGGCCAAAUUCUCACACCAUUUUCAACAAUAAAUCUUGUUGAGUACAAGUUUAAACCCUCCCUUUUCUAACCUAUCCUGAAAUUCUUUCAAGUAAGAAACUAAAGCACUCAAAGGAAGAAAAAGGGUAAUUAGAGUAGAGUGUGGAUUAGGCAACAACUAAAGUCUUGGAUUAGCAUCAAGCUAGUGUUGUAGCCUUAUAGGGAGCCACUGGCUCUCUCCCUUGGGCAGCUAGCUACAUGUUUAAGCUUAUUGGUCAAAUUUUGCAGUUACCAAGACAUAGUAGAACCAAAUGGUUGAAAAUUUUCCCACAAGUGGCUACCAUUAACAUAAGAGCUAUGUGUAUGUAGUCUUUGGCUUUCUGCCAUUCUAUUUGUUUGUUUAUGAUAAUUUUCAUGAUUUCUUCUCUUGAUUGCUUCAAUCAUUGGAAAAGCAAAUGUUGUCUGUAAGUGCAGAACCCUAACAAAGGUCAACACCACAGGACUCCCUAACCAAUUUCUCCUACAAAGACAACAAACUUAGCAAUCCAAUGUUGUUGCAUUGUAGAAGGAGGAACAUGUCUUUUAUUAAGAGCAUAGGAUGACAUUGUGAUACAUUGACCUAUUUCGAAAGAGCAGAUAUGCACUUGCUCGUAAAAGUUUUACCCGUAUAAUAUGACCUACUGAUAACCAUCGUCUUUGCUCUGACAUGACAUCGUCGAACCACAACCGGUUUAACGAGAAUAGAACCUCAAAUUCGUGAUCGGCAUUCGUCAUUUUGUGUUGACCUCUUGAUUCGAUUUCGACAAUCAUCGGCAAUCGUAUUGCAAGGUUAGCAUGAUGGUGAAAUGAUGGCCCAUUGGGUUUGGGAGUUUUUGCAUCACUAGGGAAAGAAAGUAGGAAGCAAAAA